Messenger RNA from Didymodactylos carnosus, 453 nucleotides. Lineage: Eukaryota; Metazoa; Rotifera; Eurotatoria; Philodinida; Philodinidae. The record is from the annotation of a GenBank genome assembly.
AUGAUUGGUCAUUUAGUUGAGCCUGCAAGUUAUUCAUCGUCAACGGUAAUAGCAGCCGCAUCCUGUUUAAGAAAAACAUCAACAAUAUGUUCACGUUGUAUGACUUCACCAUUAUCUGUUAUUAGAAAUAAUCAAAAAUUAUCUAAUGCAAUCCUUUUACUCCGUUUAGUCGCUUUACAGCCUUUAGUCCUUGAGGGUGAGGGUGAGGCUGUAAAGGGAGUAAAAGGACCAAAAGGAGUAAAGGGAGUAAAAGACUUCAGUUGUUCAACACCGUUUCGAAUUACCGAUGAUGGUAGAACCAACGAUACAAAGCGUUCAACGAAGUACAUUCAAGAACCACAACGUUUACAGCAGAAUAACACAUUCACGGUCGACGCUGUAAAAGCAAAAGGUGAAUACCAUAAUGCAUUAGAGCACAGUACGCAAUCAAGUGGAUAUUACAUGGAAAAUUGA